AUGCUGGUGAAAGUCGGGAUCAUCGAUUCGGGGUCGUGGAUGUGCCGGCGAGCCGUGAAGAGUGAAGCUCUUGGUUCGUUUGAGCAGCUUUUUCGUCGAGCUCUACAGUGUCUACCAAGUGAGGAUAUCGAAGCUCAACGACGGUUUCGAUUUCGUGAUGACAGCCUUUCUUGCAUCAUAGGCAGACUUUUAGUGAGACAAGCCGUCCAUAAAGUGUGUGGCACACCGUGGCAUGCAAUCAAAAUCGGACGAGCAAAACAAGGCAAGCCGUACCUUUUGAACUCCGAUGCUCGGCUGAACUUCAACGUAUCACACCAGGGCGACUUCGUUGCGCUGGCGACGAGCUUGGAUGAAGAAUUAGGUGGACACAGCCCUGGGCACAUAAUUGUGGCCGACUCUACCAAGGAUUAG
Molecule: messenger RNA, 411 nt
Organism: Cooperia oncophora
Lineage: Eukaryota; Metazoa; Nematoda; Chromadorea; Rhabditida; Trichostrongylidae
Source: the annotation of a GenBank genome assembly